AUGUCGUCGGCGCCUUCUAUCCCCGGGAAACGGGGCUAUUUGCCUCAGGCGUGCGAAACUGGGGGGGAUUUUUGGGGAUUGUUGACGCAAGUGUCAGCACCAGGUUGCCUGCUGGUCAUGAUGGCCAGUCUGGGAGCUUUGCUGGUGUUAAGCGCCUACUUUGUUGCUCAGGGCAUUCUCAGCCGCACAAGGAGGUGCGAGAAGGAUCCAAAAGAAAGGAGGCCUCAGGCGGUUCCUGUUUACACCUGCGGCGUUCCUUUGUUCGGGCCGGCGCUGAGGUUCCUAUUUGCGCCAGACAAAGUGUUGCGGGACGCGAAUUCAAAGCACAAGUCUGCUUUUGCGCUGCUGCUCCCUUUCAAGAGCCGGCUCAUCUUCAUAACAGGACCACAAGCGACCAGGUGGUUCUUCAACGCGGCUGGCGCCCAUGGCUCGACUUCCAGGGACCACGACCUAGACCUCGCAGACGCGAUUGCGGACCUGAUCCCUCCGUACAUGUUUGGCACAAAAGUGAUGGAUCAUGCGCCUUACAGCAAGUACGUUGCGCAUGGACUUGGGAUGCACGCAAGGCUCCGCGCUUAUGUUGCCGCACUAGGAGGCCACGUGGACCGCCGCCUCGCAUCCUGGGCUCAGGCUGACGUCAUCGACCUCUUCCGCGAGUCCUCUCGCCUGGUGAUGUCCCUGAUGAUCAGGCUCGUUUUCGGGGAAGACGUCGAAGCGCGCUUCCCGGAACUAGGGGACCUUUACUUCGAUUUCGAUACUUUGGCCACCAAUCCGGCGGUCAUGCUGGUGCCGUGGUGCGUCAGCCCUCUCGGCCGACGUUUCCAACAUGCGAGGGAUCAGAUUGAGGCCAUCAUAACGACUGUGGUAACGGAGCGGCUGGCGGAACGGAACGGAAAAGAGCGGAAGGCGGAACGGAUGGACGUCCUCCAAUACCUCAUUGAGGCUCGAGCCGAGCAGAGGGAUCCGGAGCCACUCGUCAAAGUGCUGAUGAUAGUCCUCUUUGCUGGCCACGCCAACACGGUUGGAAACCUGAGUUGGACGAUUGCCAACGUGGUUGCGAACGACGAUUUGAAGCGAGAGGUAUGCGCAGAAGUGCGGUCGCCGGGCCAUCCGUUUAACCGGACGGCGGCCGCCGGUGGCGACCUCGUGGCGGCCGGCCUGUCGACCGCCGAGAACAGAAAUGAGCUGUCGCUCCUGGAGAAGUGCAUGCGGGAGGUGAAUCGAUUCUACAGUACGUUGUACUUGGUCAGAAAGGUACGAAAAGCGUGUUGCAUCGAAGGGCACUCCCUGCCCAAAGGCGCCAUCGUGGCCGUCAGUCCGUUACUCACCCACUUCGACGAGGCCACAUUUGAAGCCCCCAACACGUUCAACCCGCACCGCUUCACGAAGUCAAAGCUUGAGACGCUCAUAGCAGAUGGCACUUACAUAGCGUUUGGGAGGGGCAGGCACCAGUGUCCAGGGAAGCGUCUCGUUCACACUGUCCUGCACCUGAUUUGGGCAACUUUAUUCAGAGAGUAUGACGUCAAAAUGGAGAAUGAAACGGUACCCGGGCCAAACUACGUGGGCGCAAUUGGGGCGCCGACGCCUAGUCAAGUCAUACGGUUGGUCGUGCGCAAGCGGAGUGAGUCCCAUUAG
Klebsormidium nitens is the source of this 1635-nucleotide messenger RNA. NCBI's taxonomy places the organism in Eukaryota, Viridiplantae, Streptophyta, Klebsormidiophyceae, Klebsormidiales, Klebsormidiaceae. The record is from the annotation of a GenBank genome assembly.